AUGAAUAGCGAUGCCGAUCAAUUCCCCGACACACUUGACAACCUCAUACUCAUUAAUGAGGGCAGUCUGAGACGUCCUGGAUGUCUGCCUGUGGGCCUAAAGUCACUAUUGUUGGACAAUCUUUUGGACUUUGACAGGCCUUUGUGGCCAGGUAUCCUGCCGCCCCGAUUGGAGUCGCUCAAACUCGGACGAAGCUUCAACCAGCCCAUCCCCAGAGGUGCCCUCCCCGCCACCAUUAAAGAACUGUCAUUUGGAGUCAACUUUAAUCAACCACUGGACAUCAACAAUCUUCCACCUUCAUUGACCAACCUAUCCCUGGCAUAUUCAUCAUUUAAUCACGCAUUAUCCAACUUGCCCACCAACCUCACACAUCUGGCACUUGGAGCAGACUACAAUCAACCAAUAGAUUGUCUGCCGCCACUCUUGGAAAUGCUCAGACUAUCUUCGCGCAGCCCCUCGUUCAAACCCAACGCCACAUUCCCUCAACUCAAAGUACUUCUAUUCACUGGUAUCAAUCCUGAUGUGCUGGCCAACGUCACCUCAAUAGCAUUUCCAUCACUGGUUAAUCUCAAGAUACAUGGUAUCAUUGAACAGCCGAACGUUGAGACGGGACCGCCACUCGAUCUCGGCCACCUGCCCUCAACCCUCAAGUCAUUGCUCGUUAUCACCAAACGUACAUUCACAUCGCUGCCCAACAGCAUCGACACACUUACUCUGGGUCACUUUACAAGAGGUGACCCUAUUACUAUAGUGAGGGGUUUGCCUCAUUCAUUGACAGCGCUAAACAUCUUCUCGUACAUACAUCAAAUUGACAUUGAAGCAUUGCCGUCUUCACUUCGAUCUCUUGAAUUCACACAUUCAACUCGUGAGGUCAAUGAUCUGGCGACCCUAGUGUCCAAACUACCAGAAUCUGUCGUAUCAUUAAAAUUGAGUGGACAACCUUAUUAUCUACUCAAGAUUACCAACAAUCUGUUCUUCAAGUAUUCACAAAACUUGCAAAGUACUGGAUUCAUUGACCUUCCUACUCUCCAAGCCUAUAUUCAAUAUGUCAACACACAACAACAACAACAACAACAACAACAAGAAUAA
Acytostelium subglobosum LB1 is the source of this 1089-nucleotide messenger RNA. RefSeq lists its product as hypothetical. Bases 1 to 1089 code for a protein of 362 amino acids. The transcript has a single exon. The record is from RefSeq and is a predicted model, not a curated record. NCBI's taxonomy places the organism in Eukaryota, Evosea, Eumycetozoa, Acytosteliales, Acytosteliaceae.